CAGAACUUGUAAACCUCUCUCUCUCUCUCUCUCUCUAUGGGAAGUGGAACAAGGCCCUUUACCUUGUCUUCAUGGGUCUUAGUUGCAGCCUUCUUAGGUAUUAACUUAUUAUCCAGUGAAAUUUGUAGCGCUAAAGAUAUCUACAGGUGUGCUCCUUCUUCCUGCGGCAACAUCCACAACAUAAGCUACCCUUUUCGACUAAACCGUGACCCAGAAUACUGCGGGGACUCGAGGUAUACGUUGCACUGCGACAACAACGUUACGGUAUUGCACCUACAUUCUGGAAAAUACUUGGUGCUGGACCUCAACUACGAUUCCACAUAUAUCCGAGUCGUAGAUCCUGGCCUUGAAAAGAACAAUUGCAAUUCCAUUCCUCGUUAUCCUUUAGCCUACUCUAACUUCAGUCUGGGGGAACUGUAUUAUCCGUUAAGUCAGUCUGUAGCUUUUUUCAAGUGUGCAAAUCCAGUGAAUUCAUCGCUCAACGUAGUGAUUGCUCCAUGCAUUAAUAAUCUGAGUAGGACAGGUUAUGUCAACAUUCACGAUACAAAGACGUCGGAUCUGGAGGAUGGGUGCAGUAUAGAGUGGACGACUAUGGCGAGUGAAUCCUUGGACGACCAAAAUUACCAAAACGUUUCUCACAGAUACAUAAACAUACACAACGCUUUGACGGACGGCUUUUUGCUUUAUUAUCGUAGCUCAGGUGUUGCCUUUGUUGAAUGUGGCCCACACCAAUGGAUCCCACUUGGUUCCAAGUGUAAGCCAGGUAGCUUUGUUUUGGAUCUGUUGAAGCUGAUUUACGAUUAUGAGGCGCAAUUCUUUAGCUCAGGUGAUCCAUGGCGAGGAAUUACGCUACUAAUAACCAUUAUCUUCGUACUACAUCUCAUGGUAAAAUUUAUACUGGCUCCAUUUGUGAUUGCGUUUUUGAUCUAUACAUGGCGGAAAAGACAUUCGUCAAUGUAUAGCACGAUCGAAAAUUUUCUGCAUGAUGAUAACAAUUUUCCGCCGAUAAGGUACUCUUACUUGGACAUUAAAAAGAUGUCUAACGAAUUCAAGAAUAAGUUAGGUGAAGGAGGCUUUGGCAUGGUAUUUAAAGGAAAAUUACGCAGCGGCCAUUUUGGAGCAAUUAAGAUGUUGAGCAAGUCCAAAGCUAAUGGGGAAGAUUUCAUUAGUGAGGUAGCUACCAUUGGAAGGAUUCACCAUGUUAAUGUGGUGCAACUUGUUGGUUAUUGUGUUGAGGGUUCAAAGCGUGCUUUAGUAUAUGAGUUCAUGCAAAAUGGAUCUCUUGAUAAAUACAUUUAUUCCAAAGAAGGGAAUAACUUGCUAAGUUACAAGAAAAUGUAUGAUAUUUCACUUGGAGUAGCUCGAGGGAUUGAAUAUCUACAUCAAGGUUGUGACAUGCAAAUUUUACAUUUUGAUAUCAAGCCUCAUAACAUCCUUCUUGACGAAAAUUUUGUUCCAAAGAUUUCUGACUUUGGGCUUGCGAAAUUAUAUCCUACAGUUAACAGUAUUGUCUUGUUAACGGCAGCAAGGGGAACAAUGGGUUACAUGGCUCCUGAGUUGUUCUACAAAAAUAUUGGUGGCGUCUCACACAAAGCUGAUGUCUACAGCUUUGGAAUGCUGUUGAUGGAAAUGGGAAGCAAACGAAAGAAUUUAAAUGCACGUGCAGAGCAUUCAAGCCAAAUUUACUUCCCGUCAUGGGUGUACGAUCAGUAUAAGGAGGGAAAGGAGCUGGAGAUGGAGGAUAUAACAGAGGAAGAAAAGAAAAUAGUAAAAAAGAUGGUUAUAACUGCCUUGUGGUGUAUUCAAAUGAAGCCAAGUGAUCGUCCGGCAAUGAACGAAGUUAUAAAGAUGCUCGAAGGAGAUGUUGAAAGCCUACGAAUGCCUCCUAAGCCUUUUCUGUGCCCUCAAGAGAUGUCUGUAGAUAUUCAUGAUAAUUUGAACCAUACAUGUUCUAACAUGGAGGUGACGUGUACUCUGUCACCUAGGUCAUGAUGAGGUAGCAACUCUUGUAAUUUUAUUCAAACACUCCAGUACUUGUGUAGCGUCUCUCUGCUUGUUUUCCGGGUUCUGAUGUUGGCUUUUCAUGUGGGUGUCUAAGAGUAGGGUUCGGCAUAUUUCUGCAUUUUAGUUUGGGUACUCUGUCUGGUUUCAGUUUC
Messenger RNA from Prunus mume (Japanese apricot), 2156 nucleotides. NCBI's taxonomy places the organism in Eukaryota, Viridiplantae, Streptophyta, Magnoliopsida, Rosales, Rosaceae. The record is from RefSeq and is a predicted model, not a curated record.